CAUAACAGGGAACAAACGUCUCGUCACACGGCAAACUUUUCAAAACCGCCUUCCUUAUAAAAAAAAAACCUUAUCGCUAUUUCCUAAUGCGCCCCUCACAAUCCUCCUUAAUUACACUAAUUGCCAUUCCUCUUUCUCUAGAUGCAGACUUCUGUCUUCGCUUUCACUCUCUGAUCUUCGUCUUCGUCUCCGUCUCCGUCUCCGUCUCCGUCUCCCUCUACGCUUCUUUCUCUUCAUCUAGAUUUUUUUUCUCUCCCCCUCUCUUUGUGUAAUGAAUUCUCUGCGACAUUUUAGCUCCUUUGCGACAAUGGUUGUAUUUGCCCACUCAUUUUAGGUUUUCGCUCAAACUUUCUCUCGGACCUCGGGCUUCAGCUCUGCGAAAUUUGUCUUUGUGCUUAUUGUUUCCGUGAAGUGAAAUGCGGUUUUGUGGUUUGAACUUUGAUGCAUUUCAGCUCGAUUUAGGAUUGAGUUUUGGAUACAAAACAAGCUUUUGGUUGAUGCGGUCGCGUUUGGUGAAAUAAGGCAUUUUGUGUGGUGUUGUGGGUUGAAGACUUGAACGAGAAGCUAAUUCAAGUUUUAGGUGUUUGGGCGUGUGAUUGUUGUUGUUAUCAACAAUGAAUCGUAGUUUUAGGUCUCAGGAGUCUCAAAUGCAAGCCUCAGCCGCGGCGGAGAGGCAGAGUGAGCAGCUUAGAGCGGCCUUGAUGAGAGAGAAGGAAGAUGAGCUCGCAUUGUUCCUCGAGAUGUGGAAACGCGAGAAGGAGCAGAGUAAUCUUCUCAAUAACGGCGAGGAAUUUGAUGCGCCUUUAGGGUCCAGGUCUGGCUCAUCGUCUGUAUUUAAAAUUUCUUCUACAACUUCUGCCCGCAAGCAUGGUUCUGAUGAUUUCCUCAAUUCUGAUAAUGAUAAAAAUGACUAUAAUUGGCUGCUGACACCUCCUGGUACUCCUCUCUUUCCUUCUCUGGAGAUGGAAUCACAGAAGACUCUGAUGAGUCAGAUUGGAACUCCAACAGCUCAUCCCACUGCUCUGAAAUCUAGAUUGGCAAAUCCUCAAACAGAACUUGUUUCGAAGGGGAGCACGUUCUCUAAACAAGCUGCUUCCUCCCCUGGGCUGAACUCUUCAAUUGCAGGGAGUCGAAGGCCCUCAUCAUCUGGGGGUUCUGUGUCACGGUCUGCAGUGCCCUCUGGGCGCCCCACGCUGAGCACAACUUCUAAGACUUCAAGAUCUUUGACACCUACUUCUCGGGCCACCUUGCCUUCAAGUAGGCCCACAGUUUCUGGAACUAAGGGCAGUGCUGCUGCAUCAAAACCCACUGCAUCUACUGCUAAGCCCGCCACAUCUGCAGUUAAGCCCACUAGUUCUGCAACUAAGCCCUCUGUUCCUGCAAGAUCUUCUACACCAUUAUCAAGGUCCAUUGCUAGAUCUUCAACCCCAACCUCACGACCCUCUAUACCUCCAUCAAAGUCCACAUCAAGGGCAGCAACACCAACUCGUCGACCAUCCACUCAAUCAAGUGCUCCUACUACAUCUGCUCCUCCUAUUAAGUCAUCUCCCUCAGUUACGAAGCCAGCUCCAGUAACAUCUAGUCAUCCAGUUCCAUCACGUGGUUCGUCUCCAACAAUGAAGCCAAGACCGUGGAAGCCCUCGGAUAUGCCUGGUUUCUCCCUUGAAGCCCCACAUUUAAGGACAUCAUUGCCUGAAAGACCGCUUUCAGCCACAAGGGGUAGGCCUGGAGCUCCCAGUUCACGUUCUUCUUCGGUCGAGCCGGGUCCUAAUGUAAGACCAAGACGGCAGUCGUGCUCUCCCUCAAGAGGACGAGUACCCAAUGGCGUUGUGCGUUCCAGUGGGAGCUCUGUUCCCGCUGUGCGUCGGCAUUCUAAAGUUGAUGACCACGUAAGUCCUGUUGUAAUUGGAACAAAAAUGGUUGAAAGGGUGAUGAAUAUGCGGAAACUAGUGCCACCCAAGCAAGAUAACAAACUUUCUCCUCAUGGAAACUUAUCUGGAAAGUCAUCUUCAUCUCCUGACAGCUCGGGCUUUGGAAGAAUGCUCUCAAAGAAAUCCUUGGAUAUGGCCAUAAGACAUAUGGACAUAAGGCGAACCCUUCCUGGUAACUUACGACCGUUGAUGACAAAUAUUCCUGCAUCCUCCAUGUACAGUGUGAGGUCAGGGCCUACACGGAGCAGAGCCGUUAGUGUGUCUGACUCCCCUCUUGCAACAAGCAGCAAUGCUAGUUCUGAAGUUAGUGUUAACAACAAUGGUCUCUUUCUAGACGGGACUGAAGUAGAAGAUAUUGGCUGUGAGAGAGCUGGUCGAUCCCCUGCACGCGGCAGGUGAUGAUUGCGGUGGUGAGAGCCCCGCGUUUGCUAAAAAUUAUUUUUGGGUCUCAACAAGGUUGACAGUAAAAAAUGAGAACUAAUUCUGACCAGGAGUUUUGCUGCUAUGAUUGAUGCAAAGUAAGUAAAGUUGUGUUGAUUGAGUUUUAUGUAACACUUCAGCCCUCGUAUGAUGAGAGGAACCAGCAUAUGUAGGAUGGUCUUUGUUUAUUUUUCUCCAUGUAAAUGUUGAGGUAUUGUAAGGUAGAGAAUUAAAAGCAGGGAAGUCUUGUAUUAAAAACCCGAGAUGAGCUUAUUCCGCGCAGAUAUCUUGCAACCUAUUUUAGAUUUGUAGUGCUUAAUGGAUAUGUUUUUCUCUGCAGCCGCAGAUGCA
This is a messenger RNA of Tripterygium wilfordii, 2702 nucleotides long. RefSeq names its product flocculation protein FLO11-like. NCBI's taxonomy places the organism in Eukaryota, Viridiplantae, Streptophyta, Magnoliopsida, Celastrales, Celastraceae. Gene Ontology annotation, cellular component: cortical microtubule. The record is from RefSeq and is a predicted model, not a curated record. Gene Ontology annotation, biological process: cortical microtubule organization.